Messenger RNA from Arachis duranensis, 2278 nucleotides. RefSeq names its product protein TRANSPORT INHIBITOR RESPONSE 1. The transcript has 6 exons. Bases 168 to 1004 code for a protein of 278 amino acids. NCBI's taxonomy places the organism in Eukaryota, Viridiplantae, Streptophyta, Magnoliopsida, Fabales, Fabaceae. The record is from RefSeq and is a predicted model, not a curated record.
CAAUCAAUUUUGUUUAAUUAGUUUAAUUUUAGUAAUUAGUUUAGUUAGAUUUGUGUUCUGAAUAGUGGAUUUUUAGGUUUUGAUUAGAUUAGGUUUAGUUAGAUUUGUUUUUUUCUGAUUUUAGUAAUUAGUUUGAUUUAAAAUUUGUUGUUGAAACUUUUUUCCUCAUGAUUUUUCAAUUUUUAGUGUUUCCUUUCACUGCACUAUCUUUUUUCUUUGCUGCUACUUCUUGCUGCAGUGUGAUAGUGAUCCUUCUAAGAGGUUCAUCGUGUUUUCCAAAUGAGGUUCUUGAGCGUGUUAUUGGGAUGCUGAAAUCAAGAAAGGACAAAAGCUCUGUGUCACUGGUUUGCAAGGAGUGGUACAACGCUGAGAGAUGGUCAAGGAGGAACGUGUUCAUAGGUAACUGCUACUCUGUGUCCCCUGAGAUCUUAACCCAAAGGUUCCCGAACAUAAGAAGUGUUACACUGAAAGGGAAGCCACGUUUCUCUGAUUUCAACUUGGUUCCUGCAAAUUGGGGUGUUGAUAUUCACUUUUGGCUUGUGGUGUUUGCUGAAAAGUACCUUUUUCUUGAAGAGCUUAGGCUUAAGAGGAUGACUGUUAUUGAUGAGAGUUUGAAGUUCUUGGUGCGCUCUUUUCCAAACUUCAAAGCUAUUUCCCUUCAAAAUUGUGAUGGUUUCAGCACUGAUGGUUUGGCUGCAAUUGCUGCUGAUUGCAAAACACUGGUGUUCUUGGUGCUCUGUGUGCUCUUUAGACUCACCUGCGAGCUCCAGAGGCUGAGGUUUGAAGGGGUUCACAAGCUCUUUGAAGGAUGCAGCUCCGACGCCAGUCUCAUAUUCGGGGAACAUGUGAGGAUCAGGAAGCAGUUGUGGCUCACAAGCCAUAGAUACAGGUUCUUCAUCAUUGGCUGCUUGGUCACCAUCACUGUUAGCCAGUUGGGUGCUCUCUUGCUCGUUCUUGCUUCUAUAUCUGACAAGACCUUCUUCAAUUCUGGAGAUCUUCUGUGACAUACUUGCAGCACAACAAAGGGGGAAUAACGCUCUAUGGAUUUACACUUGACAGAGGAUUGCUCCAUACUCUUUUUGCCUUUGAGUUGUCUCUGGUACUUUGGAUUCUGAGUAAGAAAUUUGAUGAUGCAUGCAGUAGCUGGGAUUGAUAAAUCCUAGGAUUGUGAUUUAAUUGGAGAUGCGAGUUUUUAAUCAAGACUUAGGUGAUCAUCUACUCUUUGAGAUAUGAGUAUAUGACAUUACCCGUUUCCAUUUCUUGAUUUGUAUCAAUGCGCAAAGAGCACUGAUAUUUUGGACACUGACCUGUUGCUUCUUUGUUCUUAAGUACUUGGUGUAGAGAGAACAACAUGACAACAGGAAAUAAAGAAGGCUUAUUACAAGUUAUUCUUUUGUCGUUGCAUCCUUUCAAGUUUAUUUUAUUUCCCUCAAAAAAUGAUGUUUUAUUCAAUAUUCAUAUUCAUUGACAAUGAUAGGUUCAACUAGAGCCCACAUCUUCAUGGGCUUUACUACGCAAGGAUUUUGCUGCACCAUCAAAAUACACUGGGGAAGCUAUUUUCAAAUUCUGAAUCAAUACAAAAGAGAGCUGAAGCUGCAGUGCUCCUUAAGUAGUUGGAAUAUCCGGUUUGUUUUGAUUUUCUUUAUAUUAAAAAUUAGCCAAAACUUAUCUCAUUUUUAGCAUUCCUUAAUUUUUAGCCAAAACUUCAAAAUAUUAUUUGCUUAUUCGUGCAGGCUAAAGAAUGUAGCUUCAAGAAUUGGCUUCAUUUAGCGAAUUUGCUCUGGAACAAUUAGAAUUGAAAGCUAAUUAUAAUUUGCUCUGGAACCAUUUGAAUUCAGUUUAUAGUGAAUUUGCUGCAAUUGUGCAAUUUUCUUUUUGUUAGAUCUCUAUAUAAUCAAGGGUAUGAGUUCCUGUAAAUAAUGGUAGAAAUGUCUGGCUAAUAUAAUGGAUGUCCUCUAUCUGUUUGUAUUUUUGCCUGCAUAACUAGGUGGGAUUCUCUUCUUCUUCUUCUUCUUCUAAUUCUAUUUCAAGCAUUCCAAUUCUAAUUUGGGUUUUAAUUCUAUUUCAGUCAGGAGAUAUCAAAAUUAACUUUCAAUAUGGAGUUUGAUGCUACCAAUGCAACUUAGUUAUCUAUUAAUAUUUUAGAUUAUCCUAUCUUUAAGUGCUAAGUGUAAUUUAUGACAUUUAUGUAACAUUGGGAUGAUCAUCUUAUUUUUUUGGGUAUCUUUUUAUUAAGACAAUGAGAUAUUGGCCAAUGAUGUUGAAAAAUAACAUCCAA